This is a messenger RNA of Drosophila kikkawai, 1090 nucleotides long. Its product is annotated as mitochondrial 2-oxodicarboxylate carrier. Lineage: Eukaryota; Metazoa; Arthropoda; Insecta; Diptera; Drosophilidae. The record is from RefSeq and is a predicted model, not a curated record.
AAACAUAUCCGGUAGUUGAGUUUUACAUCAGUGUUUUGAUUAAUUUAAGCAAAAUGAAUCCAGACAAAAUUUUGAAUUCGAUCCCGAAGCCGGAAUGGCUAGUGCCCACACGGAGCUACCGCCACGCCGACGAGCGUCCAUUCAAUUCCUAGCCGGCAUGGCGGUAGGCAUGCUGGAGGUGGUCUUAUUGAGUCCGCUGGACUUGGUCAAGUCCCGGCUCCAGGUGCAGGGCAUCGACAGGGUGCCUUCUAGAGUUACCUACAGUGGCGUCCGUGACGCCUUUGUCAAGAUAUACAGACACGAGGGCCUGACUGCCUUCUGGAGGGGCAUCGUGCCACCGUUGUUCAUUGACCCGCCGAAGAGGGGCAUCAAGUUCUUGACGAUUUCCCUGUUCAAGCCACUGGUGCAGUUCGGUCCUCAGCCAACUUCAAUGACUUAUGCCAUCGCCGGUGCUCUUUCUGGAACCGUUGAGGCCUUUCUGAUGAAUCCAUUCGAGGUGGUCAAGAUAACGCAGCAAGUUCAUCAGGCGAAGCGUUUGAAGACCUUGGCGAUGGCCAAGCACAUAAUUAGGCGGAACGGCUACGGGAUGAAAGGUCUUUAUCGAGGCAUUACGGCGUUCAUAGCACGCAACGUCGUCUUCCAAUUCACCUAUUUUGGCGUAUACGCAAACAUAAAGAGUCGGGCUCCCGUCGUGCAGCAUUCGACCUCCGAACUGCUUCUUAGGUUCGCAAUAGCAAGCUUUUCAGGCGCCAUGGGCUGCACGCUAAGCGUCCCCCUAGACUUGGCCAAGUGCCGGAUCCAGGCGCCUCAGCCAGUGCGGGGUGUGAUUAAGUACGGUUGGACCGUUCAGACGCUGAGGACUAUUUACCGGGAAGAAGGUAUACGGGCGAUGUACAAGGGCCUGACACCGCUGCUUAUGCGAGCCAUUCCAAGCGGAGCUAUCCAAAUGGUGUCAUACGAAGCUAUUUCGGAUGCCCUUACCCGUAGCUUUAGCGACAAAUGAUGAGGAGAAAUUACUUACGAGAUCUCCCUAUUUUACAAUUUUAGACUUUUCACUAAAAGAAAUAAAUCCUACAAUGAUUACUUCUUA